Messenger RNA from Coregonus sp. 'balchen', 5894 nucleotides. The record is from the annotation of a GenBank genome assembly. NCBI's taxonomy places the organism in Eukaryota, Metazoa, Chordata, Actinopteri, Salmoniformes, Salmonidae.
AUGAGUAAGGACACCGAGAUCGAUAUGAAGGAUGUUGAGUUGAGCGAAUUAGACCAGGAGAAACUACCGAUGGCCGGCGACGGACCGGGGACUGAGAAGAACGGGAGCGUGAAGCUGAAGGUACCGGAUGAGGAUGUCAAGUUUACCGGGCUGUUGAAGGAAGAGCUCAUAAAAGUUUCUGGCACACCAGGGUAAAUUAAGAGAUGGUUGUUGUUGGCUUAUACUUUUUUUUAAAACUGUAUUGCUAGCUAAAUUAAACGUAAAGUUGCUAUAAAUCAAUUCGAAUUACUGAAUCUACAAUGUAGCUAUGUAUAUUCUACAAUUGAAACUUAUUUCACUCGGUUGCUGGUUCGAAUACCCGAGUAGACAAGGUGAAAUAUCUGUCGCUGUGCCCUUGACCAAGGCACUUAACCAUAAUUUGCUACAGGGGCGUUAUACUACUAUGGCUGUAAAACAACACAUUUCACUGAACCUAUCCGGUCUCUGUGACAACAUUUAUGUAUUUAUUUCUCCCCUCCAGGUGGGUGAGGACUCGCUGGGUUCUCCUGGUGCUGUUCUGGCUGGGCUGGGUGGGGAUGCUGGCUGGAGCCAUAGUGAUCAUCGUCCAGGCCCCCAGGUGUAAACCCCAACCUGAGAUGAACUGGUGGAAUCAGGGUCCUCUCUAUCAGAUAUCUGACCUGGGCGCCUUCAACCACGACAAGGGAAUCAAAGGUGAGGGUAUUGAUGAGGAGAUGGGACACAAUUAGCUUCAGGAAUAUCUACUAAGAUAAAACAGGAUAUCAUACACAGCAUUAUGGGUAAUGUAGUAGAUCAUACUGGUGGAACCAGGGUCCUCUAUACAGACACACAGACGUCCCCCUGCCCCAUUAUGUAGUAGGAUACCGUUACAUUUAAAGAACAUCUUAUUAGCGUCUGCCAUGAGAAAGGAGAACCCUUGAUUUGAAGGAAGUGAAUCUAGGUUGAGUGAGUUGUCAGGCUUGUGGUUAAAUGAGGCAGUCAGUCAGAGUGUCUUGUGACUCUCAGCUGCCUGUCCUCCAGCCUACUAACUGCUGACUUCGCUAACCGCUAUCUGACUCAAACUAGAGUUCAUGGUAGAACCCCCCCCCCCCGAAAAACGUCAUUUUCUGUUAAAAAAAACAAAAACAAAAAACAGACUUGUCAUAAUUUCAGUUUCAAAAGUUCGCUUGUUCGAAUCCGCGAGCUGACUAGGUGAAAAAUCUGUCUGUGCCCCUGAGCAAGGCACUUAACCCUAAUUGCUCCUGUAAGUCGCUCUGGAUAAGAGCGUCUGAUAAAUUGUCAACAAAUGUGAGUCUUUUGUAAGUUGAUUGUAGGACACGAGGGCCCAUUUCUAUCUCUUUCAGUUUUCACGUGCCGUUUUGGCUAACAGUAAACUGAUUCUAGACCCUUUUUCCCGUUAAAACACCUGACUGGCCUUGUUUUCCCUUCACACACCGGGACUGAAGGAAAGAUUCACACACACUUGCUCUGAGUCAGUACCUGCUCACUGAAGCACACUACUCCUCUUUUCUAUCUGUUCUCUUCCUCCUUUCUUAUCACCUCUCACCCCCCUUUCCACUGUCCCCUCUCCUCUGUUGCCCAACUGUCCCCUCUCUCAUUACACUGGUUCACCCUACCCCUCUUACACACUGGUCACCCCUACCUUUCCACUGUCCCUCCCCUCUCCAUUUUUCCCACUGUCCCCAUCCCCUCUUUCACACUGUCCCCUCUCCCCUCAUUCCACGGUCCCUCCUCCCUUUCCACUGUCCCUCUCUUCCUUUCCACUGUCCCCUCCCCUCUUCCACGGUCCCCUCUCCUUUCCACGGUCCCCUCUCCUUUUCCACUGUCCCCUCUCCUUUCCACUGUCCCCUCUCCUUUCCACUGUCCCCUCCCCUCUUCCACGGUCCCCUCUCCUUUCCACUGUCCCCUCCCCUCAUCCACUGUCCCCCCCCCCUUUCCCCUGUCCUUUCCCCUGUCCCUUUCCCCUGUCCCCUCCCCUUUCCCCUGUCCCCUCCCCUUUCCAAUGGCCCCUCCCCUUUCCACUGGCCCCUCCCCCCAUCCUAUCACCUUCUGACCUGUACAUGGUUGUGGUGAAGGGCCUUGUCUGUGCAGAAGGAUUCACUUCUAUCUCUCCCUUUCUCUCUCUCUCCUCCCCCCUCUCUCCAGGUGUAGUGGAAGUAUUAGACAGUCUGAACCAGUUGAAGGUGAAGGGCCUGGUUCUGGGGCCUCUCCACACUGUACUGCAGGACCAGGCAGACACACUAGACCUGGUCUCCAUGGACCCUCGGGUAGGAACUGACCAGGACCUGCUGGCUCUGCUGGACAAGGCCCACAAGAAGGGUGAGUGACUGGGACACAAACCUGCUCUGCACAAGGUGUGGUUGUUUGAGCUGCCGGUCUCUGAUCUGAGGCCUGGCUGUUUGUCCUAUUCAGCUGACAACAGUAAAUAUUAUAGUGUAAUAAUGAAUCUUGGGUUUUUAUAAACCCUUAAAAUACCUGAGCUCCCAAUAAUGAUCUCUCUCCUGACUGCAGCACUUUUAUUUCUGUCUGUCAGGUAUCUCGGUGGUGUUGAACCUGACCCCUAACCCUGGAGCUGACCCCUGGUUCAGUCCUGACCGCCUGCCUGAAGUACUGGACAAUCUGCGUGUGAGAGAAAGUGAUCUGUGCCAUUUUGAAUACCCUUCUUAAUGUCUUCUCUCUGUCCUCCAGUGUGCCUCUCUGUUUAAAUGAAUACCCUUCAUAAUGUCUUCUCUCUGUCCUCCAGUGUGCCUCUCUGUUUAAAUGAAUACCCUUCAUAAUGGCUUCUCUCACUCUGUGUGACUGGUCUGUUAGUCUAUUAACCACCCUACUCUAAUGGCUGAGGCAACUCUGUAUGUGAAAUGUGUCUAAUACAAUUAUUCAUUAAUUCUCCAGUCUGCUGCUAAACACUGGCUGGGUAUGGGUGUAGAUGGCGUGCAGGUGUCCGGCCUCGCUGCUGCCAGCUCCUCUCCUGAUUGGUACAAGGUCCAGGGCGUCUUCCAGGGCAACAGGACAGAACAAGUUGUGAAGAAGAGGUAACUUUAGGUCAGACAGGAAAUAGAUGUCAACAGGACAGAACAAAGAUGUGAAGAAGAGGUAACUUUAGGUCAGACAGGAAAUAGAUGUCAACAGGACAGAACAAAGAUGUGAAGAAGAGGUAACUUUAGGUCAAACAGGAAAUAGAUGUCAAAAGCGUAACUGGAGGUCAAACACGGAAAAGUUGCAGCGAGUGUAUAAAGGCUCUUUUCAAACCAGACAAACAGAUGCGUAAAAAACACAGCUACUCAUCAUGGGCAUUGGUUUAAAGCCACCCUAACACAGACAAGCCGCCCUAACAUAGACAAGCCACCCUAACACAGACAAGCCACCCUAACACAGACAAGCCACCCUAACACAGACAAGCCACCCUAACACAGACAAGCCGCCCUAACACAGACAAGCCGCCCUAACACAGACAAGCCACCCUAACACAGACAAGCCGCCCUAACACAGACAAGCCGCCCUAACACAGACAAGCCGCCCUAACACAGACAAGCCGCCCUAACACAGACAAGCCGCCCUAACACAGACAAGCCGCCCUAACACAGACAAGCCACCCUAACACAGACAAGCCACCCUAACACAGACAAGCCACCCUAACACAGACAAGCCACCCUAACACAGACAAGCCACCCUAACACAGACAAGCCACCCUAACACAGACAAGCCACCCUAACACAGACAAGCCGCCCUAACACAGACACUGUGAGGAGGUAGCUGCCGGGAGGCUGCAAGGCUUACGGCUGCAUCUCAAUAGUCUAUAAAGUACUUUUCCUCUCCUUGACUCAUCUGCUCUGAUGGUCAGAACCUGGCUUUAAUGCCUGGGUCGUGGCUCAGUUGACACGUUGUUUUGAUCAGUGUAGUCGGAAAUCAGAAGGCUUUAGUUGGAUCAGGGCUCAAUAAAGUCUGGGGAACCCAGGGAAAGGGUGCAGUCUGCAGUCAAACGCAUGCAGUCUGUCUGGCUAAUACAGAGUAGUGCCCUCCCUUGGCCAGUUAGGGGUACUGUGGGAGUCGGGUCUGUUCAUGAAGCGUCUCAGAGUAGUAGUGCUGAUCCAGGAGCAGGUCCCUCCUGUCAUGUGAUCUUAUUAUGAUCAUGUGAUCUUAUUAUGAUCCUAGAUCGGCACUCCGACUCUUGACUCUUUGGGCCGGUUUGCUGGACACAGAUUGAGCUUAGUCCUGUACUAAAAUGUACUUUCAAUAGAGAUUGUCCAUUGAGAGUAAUAUUGAACAUGUUCUAAACUCCUCCUCUUCCUCCAGAGCUCUGAUAGGAGUGGUAGAUGGUCUGUUCUAAACUCCUCCUCUUCCUCCAGAGCUCUGAUAGGAGUGGUAGAUGGUCUGUUCUAAACUCCUCCUCUUCCUCCAGAGCUCUGAUAAGAGUGGUAGAUGGUCUGUUCUAAACUCCUCCUCUUCCUCCAGAGCUCUGAUAGGAGUGGUAGAUGGUCUGUUUCUAAACUCCUCCUCUUCCUCCAGAGCUCUGAUAGGAGUGGUAGAUGGUCUGUUCUAAACUCCUCCUCUUCCUCCAGAGCUCUGAUAGGAGUGGUAGAUGGUCUGUUCUAAACUCCUCCUCUUCCUCCAGAGCUCUGAUAGGAGUGGUAGAUGGUCUGUUCUAAACUCCUCCUCUUCCUCCAGAGCUCUGAUAAGAGUGGUAGAUGGACUCCUCUGCUGUCUCUCAACUCCUCUGGUGUGGACCUGCUGUUGUCCGAUGUCCUCACGACCCCUGGAGACUCAGGUAAACACUGACGAAGAAGACCAGGAAGAGGAGGAGGAUGAUUUGCUAAAAUGGCCCUACACACACACACACACACACAGACAGCCACACACACACAGACAGCCACACACACACACACACACACACACACACAGACAGCCACACACACACACACACACACACACACACAGACAGCCACACACACACACACACACACACACACACACACACACACACACACAUCUGAAUUACCAAGCUAACCAUAAUGAUAUGACGAAAGACAAUAUGAAAAGACACACACUCCCCAACACAUGUACCAAAAUCUUAAACCUCAACAUAAACCUAACCAUCUCAUCCUCCAGGUGUCCAGAGAGCCCAUGUCCAUCCAGGAUCUGAUCUCUCUACCCAGAAACAGAGCUCUCUAGCCUGGGGACUAGGAGGGACCAGGGGGAACCACCUGGCUAGCGCUGGUGGAGAAACCAGAGCUGGUGCGGCUCUACCAGGUACAGGAAAUCCUUCCUGCAAGCGUGAAGGUGUACUUGCGGAUGAUUGACAAAAUCAAUUUCCCCUGGAUGGGUAAUCAAGUAUUUAUUCUCAUCCCAGCUACUUCUGUUCACUCUGCCUUGGAACUCCUGUCUUCAACUAUGGAGAUGAGAUGGGGAUAGUUGGCUCCACACUGAGGCUGCUACUGAAGGAGCUGCCAAGGUACAGACUGGUUAUACUGCUCUCUGGUACUAUACGUGUUGUUUUAUUCAAAUUUUGUCAAAUGUUUUAACUGAGAAGUUUGGCUAGUAAAAAAAACUGAAAUUCUAAUGCACUACCAAGGUUUUCCAGCACACAGCUUUGACCUACUACAGUAGCUAUGUUGGUCUAGUGGACUUCAGUCAACAUGUAUCCACCAAAGGGCAGAUUAGGAUUCAAACCCUCCAACAGCCAAUUUAUAUCACCCAGUAUUGUUGGUCUCUCUCCUCUCCAGGCCCAGAAGACUCAUCGUCUGACCUGUCGUUCGUGGUUUAAGACCCUCUCUGACCUGAGGGGUGAAGAACGUUCCCUCCUUCACGGGGACUACUUCCCCCUCCACACCUCCUCCUCAUCCCUCAUCACCACCCUAUCCAUGGUCCUCAACGACCCA